Aspergillus terreus NIH2624 is the source of this 1263-nucleotide messenger RNA. RefSeq lists its product as uncharacterized. The transcript is spliced from 2 exons. Bases 1 to 1263 code for a protein of 420 amino acids. NCBI's taxonomy places the organism in Eukaryota, Fungi, Ascomycota, Eurotiomycetes, Eurotiales, Aspergillaceae. Gene Ontology annotation, molecular function: protein binding. The record is from RefSeq and is a predicted model, not a curated record.
AUGUUCGACACAGUCUGCACCUUGCCGCUCUCCGCGGACUUGUUUUCGCAGGCCCUCCACCCCAAAGAGCCGGUGGUCUCUGUGGGACUGUCCUCCGGGCACGUCCAGACAUUUCGGCUCCCGUCCGACGAAGUCGACAGCGACGAUGACGGGGCGUCGACGUCCUCGUCCCGAACUGGACGCGGACACAUUGAUACAAUGUGGCGCACGAGACGACACAAGGGGAGCUGUCGGUGCUUGGGGUUCGGCGUUGACGGGGAGAUGCUGUACUCUGCCGGAACGGAUGGGUUGGUGAAGGCCGCAAAGGCGGAGACGGGAGUGGUUGAGAACAAGAUUGCUAUCCCGCUGGACAAGAAUGGCUCCGUCGACGCCCCGACGAUCAUCCACGCUCUUUCCCCGCAGACCCUCCUCCUCGCCACGGACUCCAGCGCAUUACACCUCUAUGAUCUACGCAUUCCCUACUCGAAAGUCUCGGCUCGGCCAGAGCAGUCGCACCACCCCCACGACGACUACAUCUCGUCUUUGACGCCGCUGCCUCCCUCCGACACGAGUACGUCUGGGUUCAGCAAGCAGUGGGUGACCACGGGUGGCACCACGCUGGCCGUCACUGAUCUCCGCCGAGGCGUGCUCGUGCGCAGCGAGGACCAGGAAGAGGAGCUGGUCAGCUCCGUAUACAUCGACGGCCUGCCUUCGAGUGGGACGAGCCGCGGCGCGAAGGUGGUUGUGGGUGGAUCUGGUGGGGUGCUGACCCUCUGGGAGAAGGGCGCAUGGGAUGACCAGGACGAGCGAGUCUACGUACAGCGUGAAUCUGGCGGCGGCGAGUCCUUGGAGACGCUGGCUGUCGUUCCGGAUGACCUGGGCAAGGGCAAAAUGGUCGCCGUCGGACUGGGCAAUGGCGCAGUGAAGUUUGUCCGGAUUGGCGCUAACCGCGUGGUGUCGGAGGUCAUGCAUGACGAGACGGAGGGUGUGGUGGGACUUGGAUUCGAUGUUGAGGGACGCAUGGUCAGUGGUGGUGGCCAGAUUGUCAAGGUCUGGCAUGAAGCGGUGGACUCUGGCGAUGGCGUGAACGGGAAUGAGACCGGAGGGAAGCGUGCAUUUGGUGACGACAGUGACGAGGAUAGCGACGAUGGCGAUGACGAUGACGACUCGGGCGACAGUGAUCAAGAAAACAAGCGAGGCGAUGCCCGCAAGAAGCGCAAGAAGGGCAAGACCCCGAAGCGCGGGGGCGGCCAGGCGGUCAUGGCCUUCCACGAUCUCGAUUGA